Molecule: messenger RNA, 975 nt
Organism: Pristis pectinata (smalltooth sawfish)
Lineage: Eukaryota; Metazoa; Chordata; Chondrichthyes; Rhinopristiformes; Pristidae
Product: probable G-protein coupled receptor 139
Exons: 2
Coding region: 1-975 (324 amino acids)
Biological process (GO): G protein-coupled receptor signaling pathway
Cellular component (GO): membrane
Molecular function (GO): G protein-coupled receptor activity
Source: RefSeq, a predicted model, not a curated record
AUGCUUGAAGUGUAUUACAGUGUCGAGAAAACAUUGUAUGUCAUCAUCGCCAUCAUUGGGGUCCCUGUGAAUUUAUUGUCAAUUACAAUCCUGUCCCGUGUAAAAUGCGGCCUCUCCACCUGCACCAUUCGCUACCUAGUGGCCAUGGCAACGGCAGAUCUCAUGGUCAUUAUCACGGAGGUCAUUUUGCAUCGGAUCAACAAUCAUUAUUUCCCCGUGAGUUUCCUCAACAUCACUCCUGUGUGCAGUGCGAGAGUUGUCUUGUCCCGUAUCGCCCUGGACAUUUCUGUUUGGUUCACCGUGGCUUUCACAUUUGAUCGAUUAGUCGCUCUUUGUUGUCAGAAGCUGAAAACAAAAUAUUGCACCGUGCAAACCGCAAACUCAGUUCUCUCAACAGCCGGAAUUCUGCUCUGUCUGAGAAAUGUUCCCUUCUACUUCACACUUGAACCGGGGGAAUUAAUUGACAAUGUACCUUGGUUCCUUGUUGUGAAACCAAGUUACUACACUGAUCCGUGGUGGAUAGGAUUUGACUGGUUCGAUACGGUUUUAACUCCGUUGAACCCGUUCGUUGUAAUUCUGAUCCUCAACGGUUGGACAGUCAGCCACAUUUUAGUGGCCAGUCGGGUCCGUAAGGGGCUGAGGGGUCAGUGCAAUGGGGAGAACCGCAGUGAUCCGGAGAUGGAGCGCAGGAGGAGGUCUGUGAUUUUGCUCUUCGCCCUCUCUGGCAACUUCAUCCUCCUGUGGAUGACGACUGUUGCACAGUUCCUCUAUUAUCAGAUCACAGGAAACGGUGGAGAGUGGAAUAAUUCCGAAUAUAUAUUUUAUAAAGUCGGAUUUUUGCUGAGUAAUUUAAGCUGCUGCACGAACACAUUUAUUUAUGUGGCGACUCAGUCCAAAUUCCGGGUGCAGGCGCAGAACGCGGUGAAAUAUCCUAUCACGUCAGCGUUCCUGCUCAUUUUUGAAACCCGCAGUUGA